AUGUGGUCGCCACUUGUCAAUCUCAUCAAGCAACUACCUGCGCUGAACGACUUAGUAUGGCGCGAACAUGAGAAAUUACCACUUCCUAUCUUGAACACACUUCACCGAGAUAUUCCGCGGUGCCGCCUUCAUCUCGAAAGCUUGUGGUUACGCAGCGAUUUCUUUCCUGACACGUACACCCGCGAACUGGAAAUUCUUGGAUCCCCCUCACUGUACUCUGUGAAGAUACAAGCACCUUUGGGGACAGGAAGGAAGGUCUCCAGCUUGCUUUAUGACUCAUGGAUUUCUGCUGGCUUGUUCCCUGCCGAGAGGCAACGCGAAAGCGUUUCAAUUUUGCUAAGAUCAGCACCGAACCUGAAGAAAGUUCGCCUUGAAGGGUGGAGCGAGAUGUUCAAACUUCCCUUGUCGCAGCAAGGUAAUGUUCCUUUACGCCUAGCUUCGCUAAAAAGCUUCGAUGCCUUUCUAUAUGGAGAACAGAUCAACCACGGGGUUGUGAAUGGAUUGAGCCAUUAUAUUGAUUUUUCUUCACUGCGGGAUCUCAAGCUCUCGCGGGCUCAUUCGACUGAGCUGCUUGGCAUGGUGCAUCUUUCGUUUCCGGAACUAGAAACGCUUUCAUUGAAUCUUCAAAAAGAAUCGCAGAGUCUUGAUAUGGCUGACUUUUAUGCAACUGCGACUCGGUUCCUAAAAAGCCUACCACCAUUGAUUGAGAUUGAAUUGAUCAGGUGGCACUCACUUGUUUCUAUUGAGUCCGUUCUCAAACACCAUGGCUCGCAUUUACGAAAGCUCAAGAUUAUUGACCCUUUGCUUUUGCAAACCUUCAACAAGCAGGACAUUGACUUAAUAGGCCAAAAUUGUCCACAUCUUCAAGAUUUGGCGAUCACAAUCAAUCGAACGCAAGGCGACUCCAGAGAGGUCUCUUUGUACAAAUCAUUGGGAUCGAUCAAGAAUCUCAAAUACAUCAAGCUCAACUUUGAGCCCUUUCCAGCCAUUCAAUCAUCCGGUCUACCAUCUCGCGAAGAAGUGAUCAGCUCGAAGAAUCUACUUAGUUUUCUGGGCCACGAUCUGCCUGCGGAGUCAUUUUUUGAUGAAUUUGACAAUCAAUACUACCCUCACUACCUCGGGUAUCCUUUCAAAAUUCGAAAUGGGCACAUGCGAAGGCUGAUAAUUGAUUCCAUCAUCGAUGAAACACUUUCAUCUGCCAUAUUCCAACGAAUUUGCUCAGCGAAGGCUCCAGGAUGUCCACUUCUAGAAGGCCUCACGAUCAAGAUAAAUCGUAUAGGUGCACAAGAGAUGCACUGGAUGGUGAGCGAUAUUGACGGAUCCUGGCGUGUUCAGCGCAAGUUGAGAGACUUUGGCUGUGAGAGGUUGUCAAUUGAGCAGUCGAAACUCUGGGAAAAGUAUCCCCAUUUCAAACUGUGGAGUGAGAGGAGGAAAGAUUUUCACUUGGAUGAAGGUCUGUCAGUGAUUUUCAAUGAACUUUUCCCUGGAGCAAAGCCAAAAAAACAACCGCGGAAGGUUUCAAAGAAGUUGGCAAGUAAGAGAGCAAAGGAAAAGCAGGAGCUUCCCGUGACCUGGUGGCGUCAUGUACAUAGCUUCCCUCUUGCUGCUGAUGAGGCUGGCCAAAUAUGA
Messenger RNA from Penicillium brevicompactum, 1629 nucleotides. RefSeq lists its product as uncharacterized. The transcript has a single exon. The record is from RefSeq and is a predicted model, not a curated record. The coding region runs from base 1 to 1629 and encodes 542 amino acids. NCBI's taxonomy places the organism in Eukaryota, Fungi, Ascomycota, Eurotiomycetes, Eurotiales, Aspergillaceae.